This is a messenger RNA of Phycodurus eques (leafy seadragon), 2475 nucleotides long. RefSeq names its product cytochrome P450 1B1-like. Lineage: Eukaryota; Metazoa; Chordata; Actinopteri; Syngnathiformes; Syngnathidae. The record is from RefSeq and is a predicted model, not a curated record. Gene Ontology annotation, molecular function: heme binding; steroid 17-alpha-monooxygenase activity; iron ion binding. The transcript has a single exon. Bases 44 to 1621 code for a protein of 525 amino acids. Gene Ontology annotation, biological process: progesterone metabolic process; hormone biosynthetic process.
UUUUCUUUUUCUUUUUGGAAGCAGUGUCUGAAUAUUUGUCCCAAUGGCAGUGGACACUGACUUUGGCAUGAAGAGCAGCAGCAUCACGCGAGAGUGGAGUGGACAGGUCCAGCCGGCUCUGGUGGCAUCUUUUGUCUUCCUCUUUUGCCUGGAAGCCUGCCUCUGGUUCAGGAACCUGAGGCUCAAGAGAAGACUGCCGGGACCCUUCGCCUGGCCUGUGGUGGGCAACGUCAUGCAGCUGGGCCAGAUGCCUCACAUCACCUUCGCCAAACUGGCCAAAAAAUAUGGUAAUGUGUACCAGAUAAGACUAGGUUGCAGUGACAUUGUGGUCCUGAAUGGAGCCAGGGCCAUACGUCAGGCUCUGAUACAGCACAGCAGGGAGUUUGCUGGCAGACCAAACUUUCUCUCCUUCCAGAUGAUCUCUGGAGGAAGGAGCCUCACAUUUACUAAUUACAGCAAAGAGUGGAAGGUGCACAGGAAAAUUGCCCAGUCCAGCCUGAGAGCCUUUUCCUCUGCAAAUAGUCAGACCAAAAAAGCCUUCGAGCAGCACGUUAUGGCCGAGGCUAUGGAACUGGUGCGGGCAUUUUUGCGACACAGCACAGAUGGACAAUAUUUUGACCCAUCCCAUGAAUUUACAGUAGCUGCUGCUAACGUCCUGUGCGCUCUUUGCUUCGGGAGGCGAUACGGACAAGACGAUCCGGAGUUCAGGACAAUGUUGACGAGGCUGGACAAGUUUGGAGAGACGGUUGGAGCCGGCAGCCUGGUUGAUGUCAUGCCCUGGCUCCAGUCCUUCCCUAACCCGGUCCGCAGCAUCUACGAAAACUUUAAAAAUCUCAACGAGGAGUUCUUCGCCUAUGUGACAGAUAAAGUGGCGCAGCACAGAGAGUCCUUCGAUCCAGAUGUGACCCGGGACAUGAGCGACGCCAUCAUCAACGUGAUCGAGCACGGAAAAGAGAGCGGCCUGACGAAAGAGUUUGUAGAAGCGACGGUGACGGACCUGAUUGGAGCAGGCCAAGACACAGUAUCCACCAUCAUGCAGUGGAUCAUACUACUGCUGGUCAAAUAUCCCGAAGAGCAAGCUAAGCUGCAUGCCCUCAUAGACAAAGUGGUGGGCUCAGACAGACUGCCCUCAACUGAGGACCGCAGCAGCUUGGCAUACCUGGACGCCUUCAUCUACGAGGUCAUGCGCUUCACCAGCUUUGUCCCCAUCACCAUCCCUCAUUCCACCACCUCUGACGUCACCAUCGAAGGUCUCAGCAUCCCCAAAGACACGGUGGUUUUCAUCAACCAGUGGUCGGUCAACCAUGACCCGCUGAAAUGGAAGAAUCCGCAUAUCUUUAACCCCUCGCGCUUUCUGGGGGAAAACGGAACCCUCGAUAAGGACGUCAUCAACAGUGUUAUGAUUUUUUCAAUAGGUAAGCGGCGAUGUAUUGGUGACCAGAUUGCCAAGGUCGAAGUGUUUUUAUUCACGGCUGUCUUGUUGCACCAGUGCGUCUUAGAGAGUGACCCCUCUCAGCCCGUCAGCCAGGAUUGCUCCUACGGGCUCUCGCUGAAGCCCCUCAGAUACUGUGUCACCGCCAAGCUCAGAGGAAAGUUACUUGGCUUGGUUUCCCCAGCGUGAGCUGCAGGGAUCUGCACUGUGACUCAAGGCCAGCAGAGACUUCCCCACACGACUCCACCAGUGACAUUUAACAGUGCGUGCUAGCAUACCUGCACAAAGUCUUAAUGUAAAAUUUUCCUAUUUAAUGUAUUUAAACAUGCAUUGCGGUUGGGAAUGUGGUGUCAAAUCUCUAAUAUUAAACCAAUUGAAUUCAUGUCAAUAGACUUUUGGCAUCAAUGCAAGAGGUUGAAAAAGUUCUCCAGAUUUCGUACAUAAUAUUAAGAGUUGAAUGCUUUCAUUGCAUGAGCAUGUAGGAUCUGCACAGGGCAUCUACAGACCUUUAAAUUUCCUUUUAAACUAACACUAUAAUGUAAUAAAUGCUUGUGAAUGUUACAGUCACUUGUUGACUGACUUUCCUCAGUCGUAAUAUCUAAGUAUAUACUGAACCUUUGUCACAUCAUGCUUUUAGAAUGUGUUUUUAUAAGUUUUGAGGAGGACAGGAAACAUAAGAAUAAACUUUAUCUAUCUACCAUCAUCUACUGUAUUCAAAGCAUGUGAAGACGUUGAAUAAAGAGAGACGAUGAAAGGAAAAAGAGAACAUGGAAGUGAAGAGGAAGUCUUUCAUCAACAUCCAUCAGAGAAAAUGUGCAAACUUUUGUGAAGCCAGUGUCAGCCCGAGCGCUGCCUGCCAAACACCGUUCCCACCUAUACUCACAGCACAGAUGUGCACCAUGUUUUUGUUUCCCAUGAGGCAUUAUCACGACCAGGUUUGUUUACAAAGUUUUCAAAGCUACACGGAUGUUCCUGCACCUCUUUAAGCCUGCGCGCUCUGUGCAUGUUUAUCUUCUUCAACCAACUACUCAACGGGGCUUCAU